ACAAACACAAACACACACACACACACACACACACACACACAUAUAUUGAGCUGUGCGUGGUGAUUUUUAUGGCACGCAGCCUUUCUAUCACAACAUCUGCCUUCAGCCAAAGGCCGACUCACUGUCACCAUGGCUUAAUGUGACAUCCACACUUGUUUUUCUUUCAGGCAGCCUUGGUCUAAUGGAAAAAAUGACUAACCGUCCAGAUCUUCACCUCUAACUCAUCUCCCCUACCUCCCUCCCUCCUUUUAUGAUGAGUCAGGGAUUUAAAUGGCUUUUUUUUCCUCCCUCCCAGCUCCAAAUGGAUUCAAAGCACUUGUCGUUCAUGACAUCACAGCCAAGCAGGCUGCGUGCAGCUUCCGCAGUCGAUGACACGGUCUCUGGCUGUGAUGUGGUAAAACAGCCUGUUGCAUAACAGCGCUGGUACCUUUUCAGCUGCAAACCACUUUGGAACCUACUUUUUAUGCCAGGUUGUGUCCUUGGAGCACAGCUCGGAAAUACAAACACAAGUGUUGUCAACUCAAAUUUAAAAAGGUGUAAUGAACCAACUUCUGUUUUCUAUUAAGUUGCUAUACCACAAAUUACAGGUUUUUCUUGGUAAUUAGAUACAAAGAGUAUAGGUUGUUUAUCCGGUUUGUUUUUUGCUCAAAUAGAGCAUGCUUGUGGAGGCCCUGUUUGCCUGCUUCAUUACUAAAGUGUAUUCAGCUUAAAAUUUAUCAGCAGCUGUGACAAAAUAAACAGUGUAAGCCUUAGGGCCAAUGGAGGCAGUAACUGAGCAAACUAAAAGUAAAAGAUAAUGUUUCCACAGAGCCAGCAACAGCGAGGUUUGGUUGAUUAGAUACAAUGUACCUGAAGAAGAAAGCUGGCAGGACCUGUCUUAGUGUUCACAAGCCCCCACACACACACACACACACACACACACACACACACACACACACACACACACACACACACACACACACACACACACACACACACGCUAACCUAACCUUAAACCAUGUCUUCACCCCAAAAUAUAACUAUUUAUUUUAUGGGGACUAUUUUUGUCCACAAAAGGUGGUGAAUCCACAAGAUGUGACUGUUUAAACAGACUUAUGUUCCCACAAUACACAUACUACAAGUAUACAAAUAUACAAGUACAUUUACACACACACACACACACACACACACACACAAGCUGUUCAAGGACAUCAAAACUAAAAGCCACAAGUGUUUGCUUACUAAGACCUGGGAGCGCCACAUCUGUACAUUAUUGUGUUUGUGAUUUCCUCACUCAGUGCUAAUGCUGCGCACAGCCAAAUUACACUCAUGUUGUUUGACUCUAGUUAUAAAAUACCUCAUGGUAAGGUCCUGUUUGUAAUUUUACACUAGCAUUAAGUUCAUUUUUGUUAGUGUCUGUCUUUUUCCUGAGUUUUUUUUAAGUUUACAGAUUUGGUCUGUUUCCUUAAAGCUAACGUGUCCCUGUGCUUUAAACUUGCAGCAGUAUUUACAGUAGAGUAUCUAUUUUUUUAUUUUUAUAUUAUUAAAUUUUUUUUUUGCAAUACUCUCUAUUUUGCCAGAAAUAGAGCAAGGUAAUAAUACUGAUUCUCAAACUUUCUUUUGCCAUUUUAAGAAUGCACGUAACUCUUUUUAUAGUGUUUUAUGUCUAUUUUUGUAAAGCUGUGCUCAUUUCUGCUAGCUUACUUGUUGCUGUAAGAUCAUAGUUUUGGAACAUUUGUUGUUCACUACAAAAGUCACAGAUUUUGAAAUAUGUGUAAAAAUAAUGUAGGCGUAUAUGAGAUAACCACUGCUUACGCUUUAAACAUAGACAUAACUGUGCAUUGUUACUAAGCACCAGCAGGGGGCGGUUUUCCGGUUGCAAAAUAAGUCUCAUCAAGAUCUCUAAAGGAAGACGAAUUAUUGGCCAGUAGUCUGAACAACUAUAAGACAUGCUGUGGCACAUAAUGUAACUAAUGAAUGUCAGCACGUUACCAUCAGCUGACACCCUUCUGUUUACUGUCUACCACAGUAGAAAAACUUAAUAAUCCCAACUAGCAACAGCUGUGUUGGGCCACCAGGUCAAACAGACAAAGUGGGAUUACUGCACAUAACACACCCAUGCGGAGAAGGGGUGAUUACUCAGAAAGGGUAAUUAUUCUGUUCUAUCACAUUUUGUUUGGCAUGUUUGAUUAGUUAUAGCUGUGUAGGGAUGUUCAUCGGAUUUAUCAGUCUCUCAUUACACGCGUUAUACAGAGCAAAAAGUCUUAAAGUAGUUUGUCUGGAAAACAGUAAAUAUCGUUGCAUAGUUUAAAUGAGACCUGCUUCUGUGCUUUCAGGUGUAGCCUAGAGGACUGUAUUCAAAUGAAGCAGUGGAAAGUGAUAAGCCACAAUGGAAAUUAUGUUAAUUGUUCAGAACAACUUCACUGCUUACAGUUGGACAAAAAGUUCAGAUCACAUCCUCUGCUUCACAGUGAAGUAAAAUGUUCACCUACAUUCAACAAUACAAAAAUUACAGUUCACAUCUGGCACAUGUAGUACAGCAGCACAUUUUACUGUGAUGUGUGGCACAUAUUUAAGCAACAAAUGGGCAAUUAUUUUGACAGGUGGACACUAGUCCAGAUUUUACCCCAUUUUUCUUUGCAGAACUGCUCAAACUCUGUCAGGUUAUGUAGCCUCUCCCGUAUGAGUCACUGACACUUACAACCCCUUCAGAGAGUCAUAGGUGUCUUGGUGGCCACCUUGAGUAGUCUCCUUACUGCACAGUCACUCAGUUUUUGAAGGUGGUCUGCUCUUGGCAGAUUUAUGCAUGUGCCAUCUUCCUUUCAUUACUUAAUUGUACUCUAGGGGAUAAAAAAGUGACAUGGAAAUUUUCUUGCAUCCAUCCCCUGACUUUAUGCUGGUGCUGUCACCAUAAACUGCCGCUAGAAGGUCACCGGUUCACAUCCCGGCCUGGGCCUGGGUACUUUCUGCAUGGAGUUUGCAUGUUCUUCCUGUGAGGCGUGGGUUUUCUCUGGGUUCUCUGACUUCCUCCCACAGUCCAAACACACGCUCAGGUUAGUUGAUAAUUCUAAAGUGUCUGUAGGUGUGAAUGUGAGUGUGAUUGUUUGUUUCUAUAUGUAGCCCUGCGACAGACUGGUGACCUGUCAGCUGCCUGCUACUGAGGAUUAAGUGCUGUAUAGAUAAUGGGUGGAUGGAUGAAGUGUUUUGUCUCCAUGGUGUAGUUAUUUCCAGGAGUACUUCAUCUGUAACUGGACCUCCCAGACACAGGUGUCUCUUUAUUACCAUAAUUACAGACACAUUUAUUGCACUCAGGUGAUCUCCAUUUUGGUAAUUGUGUGACUUCUAACACAAACUCAUUUUGUUUUUUGUAUGUUCUAAUGAAUUGACUUUACUUUGAAGAAACCUGUUUUCACUUUGACAUUAAAGAGUCUUUUUUCUGCAAAUUGAUGUCAAAAAGCCAAAUUAAAUAGCCUGUUCCAAAGUUGAAAAGCAAUUAAAGAGGGAAACGUCCCCACUGGGAUGAAUGCUUUUUGUUGGCAUAGGCACUAAACUUUUUUUUCUCGGACAUAGUGACUUUUUGCACAAAAAUAAACAAACAAAAACGUCUGUCAACAUGCUGCAGCAGGUAUUGGGUCGGCGUGGUUGUUGCAGUGCAGUGUGACUGUGCAGCAGCAGCAGCAGCAGCAGCGGCAGCAGCAGCAGUCUGAGGGCAGAGCUGCAAGCAGAGGUCUGACUCUCUGAUUGGCUGAGCAGCGCUACGUGGACAUCAGUCCGCCGCAGGUAGUUCACAUGUGACGCUUAUCUGCGUGUGUCCGCUGCACGGCGACGCUGCUGCUCUGCUCUGUCCGCUGAUGUUUAAUUGACUUUAUGGCGCUUAUAAUGAGCGGCUGCACGGUGUCGCUUUUUCCGUAAGCAGCCAGAAGAAGGAGCAAAUCUAAGUUUAACUUCCAAGGAUUAUUGGAGCUGUGAGAUCUAAACUGUCAGAAAGGGAGAAAGAGUUGAGGGGAGGCAGCAGGAUGAAGUCCAAAGGGAAGGCUGUGAAACCAUCCAGGAGGGCCUGGUCAGACCCGGAUCCAGAACUAGAACCGGACACAGAAGCAGAACCGGGCUCCAGUGAGCAGGAGGGCUCGGAGGCCUCGGUCCGCAUCGGUGGCUCCUGGAGGGGCUCGCUGAGGAGCGGCGGUGGGAAUCGACAGGGAGGAGGAGGAGGAGGCCGGAGGCGCAGACAAUAUGGCUCCAGCACCAAAGAACGCAGCAUCCGGAGGCUGGAGAGCAACGAGCGGGAACGCCAGCGCAUGCACAAACUCAACAACGCCUUCCAAGCGUUGCGCGAAGCCAUCCCACACGUGAAGACUGACAAGAAGCUGUCCAAGAUCGAGACGCUGACGCUGGCUAAGAAUUACAUCAAAGCUUUGACCACCAUCAUCCUGGACGUGUCGGGGGCCUGCCUGCCUGCCGGCGGGGUCCCUUCAGAGGCCAGCGCCGCCAAGCUGCUCCAGUGCUACCAGCAGCACCUGGAGGAGGAGGGGGAGGAAGGCCUCACCCAGUACCUCACCCACAUGCAGAGCUUAGGCCAGCACAGCUAGCAGUAGGAUUCUGAGGUGGUUUGGAGACCAGGAGAGCCACCAGUAGGACAGUCUCCAAGGUAGAUAGGUGUAAGGAUGGACCUAAUCACAAACAAUAUCUGUUCCCUACACUCGCAUGGCUUUGGGAUCUAUUCAGCGAUGUAGGAACUGGAUGCUGUUCCAGAUCAGACAUGAUAAACUUAUGCCUGAAUAGAGCAAGACAUGCACUAGCUAGAACUUGCUCUCGAGGACCAUUCACAAAGACUGCAGACUGGACAGUGAAGCGGUUAUAAAAAGUGAAAAGACUCUGUUAUUGUACUCAGAAAAAGAAGGGCUCAUCUUUUGCCACUCUCUUUUUAUUUCUGGUGGUUUAAGCCGGGGAAGGGACGUGUUCUCUUUUGUGUUAUCUUGUGAUCUUCUCGUCUGUUUUCUGUUGAGAAACCUGCUGAGCGUAGCCUCUAGUCAUAACUGUCACAGGAAAAAAAAAGACAAGACAAGCAGCAGGCCUGAAUAUUGAAAUGACACUGCAAGAGAGAGGGUGUUUGCUCAUGAUGAUCAUCUACAACCAAUGCGAGAACACAGUUUACUCUCCUCCCAUAGCCCAAAGGCACAGGUGGUUAUUUGCUUUUUUGUGUGUGUGUGUGUGUGUGUGUGUCUCAAGGCAGAACAUUUUUAAUGAAAAACAUCAGAAGUUGUUAUCAAUAAACAUUUAUUUAUUGA
Molecule: messenger RNA, 5264 nt
Organism: Amphiprion ocellaris (clown anemonefish)
Lineage: Eukaryota; Metazoa; Chordata; Actinopteri; Pomacentridae
Gene: bhlha15
Product: basic helix-loop-helix family, member a15
Exons: 2
Coding region: 3996-4565 (189 amino acids)
Biological process (GO): protein phosphorylation
Molecular function (GO): protein dimerization activity; protein kinase activity
Source: RefSeq, a predicted model, not a curated record